This is a messenger RNA of Marchantia polymorpha subsp. ruderalis, 2076 nucleotides long. NCBI's taxonomy places the organism in Eukaryota, Viridiplantae, Streptophyta, Marchantiopsida, Marchantiales, Marchantiaceae. The record is from the annotation of a GenBank genome assembly.
CAAUGUGCUUUAUGCCAAAGCUCGUCAACACGAUGUGCUCCCCGGUCUCCAGCUCCCAGUGCACUGCUCUUCUGUUUGGAUCCAUGUGCCUGAAAAGUCAGCACUCAUGUGGCCUGACCUUCGGACCAUGAAUCUGCUCCUUCCUGAAAUUUCACUUGGAAAAAUCCCCUCGAGAAACAAGUGCACAUCGAGGUCACACGGACCAACAACGAACGCUGAUGCUCGGAAUGUGUCGAGAAUUUGUCUCGUGCGAGUCUUCAAACGGAUAAGGUUUUGUUAGCGGCUGAAAGUCUCAUCACGAUAUUUCUUCGACUCUGAGCAGAAUCUCAGGAGGGUUUAGUGGUCGAUCUCUAGAUCUGUAAGGAUUGCUGCGCUGUAAUAACUCUGAAUACUGAUUGAGAUAUCAGAUUGAGAGCAGGUAGUGAAUGGUCCAAGAAAAGAUUCUGUACAACCUGAAGACAAGCUUUUAACUUUUCAUUUCUACUGAAACUCUGGUAUCUCUAGCACGGCAAAAAUGGAGCACAAUGGAGAACCACGGGUGCGAAAAAUCAAUGACAAUGUGUAUGAAUUUUGCAAUCCAGACAAUCCGAGUGUAGAGAUAAUUUUCGUUCAUGGGAUCCAGAUGGGGAAUGAAGACGUAAGUAAGCCACACUUGAGCACUUGGAAGGUGAAAUCCGAGAAAGCCGAUGCUCCUACAGAAUACUGGCCGCAAACAUUCUUCGCCAAGGAUGAGCAUCUGACCAGUAAAAACAUAAGUGUGAGAGCAUUGACUGCAUGUUACGAUGCUGCAAAGGAUAGAACUGACAACAGAGGUCGACUAGAUAUAUAUAACAUAGCAGAAAACUUCGUUAACAGUAUGAUUGGAAGUGAUCGUGUGUGCGUGGGUCAACGGGCAGGAGUACCUGUCAUCAUGGUUGGUCAUUCUUUUGGAGGGUUGCUGAUCAUGGAACUGGUGGACCAUAUAUCGAAAAAAGCUCGACAGAAUGGAUCUGCUUACAAAAAUCUGCCCAAGUUUUUGAAUAAUUUGAAGGGGUUCUUCUUCUAUUCCACCCCACACCUGGCGCUCCAAGAUGCAGUUGUUCAGAGGCUCUUUCCAUCGGGAGACAACGUACCAGUUGUCAGAACGUACAACGCUCUGACAACUUUGUUUAAGCAACUGAACAAGGAUGUUGCUCGACUUCACGAGGGUAUGACAAAAUAUGCAGCCAAUCAUGGCAUAGAGGUUUCUGGGGCAUUCGAAUCCAAUGAAACUGAUCUGGGUGACAACCUGGAGCCGAUCAAGAUAGUAACCGAAGCUUCAGCGGGAUGUGGAGCUGGGACAUUAUCUGCAAUCAGGGAGGACCAUUUCAAUGUCUGUAGACCCACAGAUGUGCAAUCCUCAAACUAUCAAGCACUCGCCGAUUUCGUCGUUAGAAUUGUAAAUCGAGAGAAGGAAGAACAUUCCGACGCUGCAGGAUUAGAUCUUCCAGAGGUUUGUUCGUUUGUCCGUGAGGAGGGAGGGACUGAGAGUGGGAGAGAGGCUGAAAGAGAAGAAUCUGAUCGCUCCGAGUUGUGGGGAUCUGCUUUCUAGAUUUAGAAGCCAGGAGAGAAAAUUACGGCUCGGAGAAUCAAUCCCCGAAUUGGAGGUUUCUUGCCUACCUUGAUCAUCAAGUGAAUCUCUCUACUUCUGCUUUGGCUUCUCCAACGACAGCAUUAUCAAUUGUUGCUGCGGUCUAGAUCCGACUAAUGAGAGUACCAAGUCUUUAUUAUGAGUGUGACAUCUCAACUAAGAGUAAUAGCUGUAUAUAUAAUUGGAAGUAACCCUCCCUCAAAGGUCAUGACGUGGAAGUAAACACACUCUUACUUUAUACAACUAGCACAUGUUUAUGUGAACCUUAUGUUUAUCUUACAAUUCUAGCAGUAGGUACCGGUUUCCUAGUGUCUCUUACAAUUCUAGUUGGUACCGGUUAACUAACCAAGUGUCUCUUACAAUUCUAGUAGGCAGCGAUUACCUAGCCAAGUGUCUUGGUAAAUAUCUCGGUGAUUCGGCAUUAAUUCCAAAAUCAAAGUAGCUACAAGGUGAUCUAUAGUGACAUA